Messenger RNA from Sciurus carolinensis (gray squirrel), 4024 nucleotides. RefSeq names its product defective in cullin neddylation 1 domain containing 1 (gene Dcun1d1). Lineage: Eukaryota; Metazoa; Chordata; Mammalia; Rodentia; Sciuridae. The record is from RefSeq and is a predicted model, not a curated record. Gene Ontology annotation, molecular function: ubiquitin conjugating enzyme binding; ubiquitin-like protein binding; cullin family protein binding. Gene Ontology annotation, cellular component: ubiquitin ligase complex. The transcript has 7 exons. Bases 264 to 1043 code for a protein of 259 amino acids. Gene Ontology annotation, biological process: positive regulation of ubiquitin-protein transferase activity; protein neddylation.
GCCCGCUCCUCCUUCUCCUCCCCCGCCCACGCCCCCCGCCCCGGGGACCCCCGCGCCCGGGGAAGCCCCGCGCUCGGCGCCGCCACCCACCCCCGUCCCUCCGCCUCCUGAGGCCCGGGGCUGCCUCCUCGGGCCGCGCCGGGGCCGCUCCGCACUGCGCAUGAGCGGGAGCCCGGCGAGCCCGUGAGAGGAGCCGCCGCCGCCGCCGCCGUCCAUUCGCUGCGGAGCCGGAGGAGGAGGGGAGAGGCCUGGAGGACACCAACAUGAACAAGUUGAAAUCAUCGCAGAAGGAUAAAGUUCGUCAGUUUAUGAUCUUCACACAAUCUAGUGAAAAAACAGCAGUAAGUUGUCUUUCUCAAAAUGACUGGAAGUUAGAUGUUGCAACAGAUAAUUUUUUCCAAAAUCCUGAACUUUAUAUACGAGAGAGUGUAAAAGGAUCAUUGGACAGGAAGAAGUUAGAACAACUAUACAAUAGAUACAAAGAUCCUCAAGAUGAAAAUAAAAUUGGAAUAGAUGGUAUACAGCAGUUCUGUGAUGACCUGGCACUUGAUCCAGCCAGCAUUAGUGUGUUGAUCAUUGCAUGGAAGUUCAGAGCAGCAACACAGUGCGAGUUCUCCAAACAGGAGUUCAUGGACGGCAUGACAGAAUUAGGAUGUGACAGCAUAGAAAAGCUAAAGGCCCAAAUACCCAAGAUGGAACAAGAAUUGAAAGAACCAGGACGAUUUAAGGAUUUUUACCAGUUUACUUUUAAUUUUGCAAAGAAUCCAGGACAAAAAGGAUUAGAUCUAGAAAUGGCCAUUGCCUACUGGAACUUAGUGCUUAAUGGAAGAUUUAAAUUCUUAGACUUAUGGAAUAAAUUUUUGUUGGAACAUCAUAAACGAUCAAUACCAAAAGAUACUUGGAAUCUUCUUUUAGACUUCAGUACAAUGAUUGCAGAUGACAUGUCUAAUUACGAUGAAGAAGGAGCAUGGCCUGUUCUCAUUGAUGACUUUGUGGAAUUUGCACGCCCUCAAAUUGCUGGGACAAAAAGUACAACAGUGUAGCACUAAAGGAACCUUCUAGAAUGUACAUAGUCUGUACAAUAAAUACAACGGAAAAUUGCACAGUCAAUUUCUGCUGGCUGGACUGAACUGAAGAUCAAUCCUCACAAUUCAAACUGAGGGUUGAGACAAAACUUUAAGGAUACAUCUUGGACCAUAUCGUAUUUCAUUCUUCUAAUGGUGGUUUGGGCUUGUCUUCUAGUCUGGGCCGCUCUAAACAUUUAUAAUUCCAACGUUGUGGAUUUCAUCUUAUAUCUGUGGACCAUCCUAGUUUAUUCUCCCAUAAGUCUUAGAAGCUUUAUGGUGAUUAUUUUGAGGUUUCCAUUCUCGCAUAAAGCACAAUGCUGUCUUCAUCAGAAAACAGUUUGGCAUAAGAAUUAAACAUAAUGAACAUCACAAACAAUUUAUAAGAACUUCUUAAAUAUAUGCUUUGGGCUAGUUGCAAAGACUAUGCUGAUAGCACUUCCAAUGAGAGUGGUAUAUUUAAGUGUACCGGAUCUGAAAUGGUGUUUUGGUUUGGGGGGAUAUUUUUUUUCCUGACAAAUCACAUGUGUUGUUGAUGUGAGUAGAGAAUCUGAUGAAAGAAAUGUCAAAAUAACCAACGUGAAAAAUUUUUAGGAUAACUUGGUGCCUACCUGAAAAAUGUGUUUCAGACUCACAAUUUCAAAAAGGUUCCACAGAACUAGUCUGCACUUACCUUACCCAUGUUUAUAUAUAAUGGUCCUACAGGGAGCUUUUAUUUAGAAAAUGUCUGCAUAAUGUAGAUUUCACUCUUAUCUACAUUAUGCACUACAUAAUUGGAUUUCAUUAUGCUUUUGAAAUGCUUAUAUGCCUAUCAAAUAAGUUAAACUAUUUAAUUUGUUUUGAAUGUUUUGGAUUGCUACACAAUACAAUAUUCUAAAUUUAGGCAUAAGUGGGGGGUUUGGUUGUUUUAUUUUUGUUUUUUUUCUUUCUGGUCAUCGCACUAUGAAACACAAAUGAAAUUCUUUUAAUUUAUAAAAAGAUAGUAGGAAUUAAAUUUUGGAAAUGGUUGUGAUGAGCCAUGAAGUUCAAUCUAUAUAAUAUAGGUACUGCUCUUUCAGAAAAGUAGUCCAUUUUUGAUGACUUCUUAUUUUGUUGAAAUUGCUUUAACUGCUAAUCACUGUGGUUGCCAAAUAUUUACUUCAGGAGCAAAGAUUUUCAAACAAGCAUAUACUGGAUGCAAAAUACCAAUCUGGCUUCUAUUUUUGUAAAUUUAGUCUCUUUACUGUUUUUGUUUCACUCAAAUUAGCUCAAUUUUCAUAUCAAAGCAGAAUACUCUUCUUGUAUGCAUUUUUUUUUUUUUAUUACAAGACCCAUGAACUGCUUUCCUGCUGAAAGUGCUCAUUUCUCUGCUUAUAUACUGACAUGUGAAGAAGGGUUUAUUGGUUUCUUAAACAUUUCCAUAAGGCAUGUUAAAAAUGCUGAACUGCAAAUGUUAGAUGACUGUGGUCUUUAAUAGGAACAGAUUUUGCUUGGUAUUUCCAGGUACACUCUAAGAUCUGGUAUUAACAAAGGAAUGUAUGUACUUCAGAAUAGUAGUACAUUUUAUGCAAAUGUGGAAAUGAUUUUAAGAAACAGUGACAUUAAAACUGCUUUUUAUUUACAUGAUUUUGAAAUUGACUAAAAAGCUUAUCCCAUUGAUAUUAUAUUAAUAUUCCAAUCAUAACUUUUAAUUGAAGAAUGCAAGUCUCAGAAAGAAAAAUUACAAAAUUUCUAUUCAGGUUACCAGAAUUGGUUAUCAUAAAAGGGGGAAAAAAAUGAAAAGAAUCCUGCUACUUUCAGUAUUUCCCAAUUUCAUUUUUGUAAAUAUGAAGUGGAACUUCAAUUAUGAAAAAAAUUUUAAAACAUACAUAUAUGUAUUUUCUGUCUUAAAGAUUCAGGUUUUUAUUUUCUGUCUUAAAGAUUUUAGGUUAUGAUAUUGUUUUCAGAUUGACUAAUUCAAGUAUGCUGUGUUUUGAAAUGAGAUCCCAUUAGCCUUUUUUUCCCCUAAUAUAAAUUGUUUUUCAUAAAAAUCUGAUAUUGGUUGUGGCCUAGUGCCUUGGAUUUUACAGAAUUUUCCUUUUAAAUGCAAGACCUUUUCAACAAAAUAGUGUUUGUCAUCAGUUUGGUACUAAACAUUUAUAAUUACUGUGUAAUUAUAAACAAAAAUACAUAAAACUUUGAAUAUAAUUAUGUAGCAUAAAAGUUAAGGUUGUUCACUAUGAUGGCAUCUUAGAAUUAAACAAAAUUAUUACUAGGGCUGAAAAGAGAAAACUGAUUUAAUGUGGUGUGGUUAUUCUGAGGAUAAAUGGUUACAGGGAAUAUUUUGUACUAAAAAAUGCUUACACGUGUGGUUGUAUGCAUGUGUGAGUGUGUGCGAAUCUGUGAGAGAGGAAGACACAUACACACACAACUUGAAUUGCUUUAAUUCUUAAGUGUUUCAGUCUUCAUUCUGGUCAACUCCCCACGCUGAUUCUUUGUUUCAAACUGAACCACAGGUACAGUUUCAUUUUUGCCAAAUGUCAGAACAGGUACACAUUUUAAAAUGUAAUGCUUUUUAAAUAGUAAAAUGUAUAAAAUUAGAAGUACCCACAUAUAAAAAUACUUGAGAUCAAAGUUAUCUUUAGUAAAUAUCAUCUGCAUAUCUCUGUAAGUUCAAUUGUGUUUCUUACAAUCCCUGUCAUAUUACCAACAGAGGCAAUAAAAGCUUCAGUGAAAUUGCCAUGACUAAAUCUUUUCACAUAUUAUUUCAGUGUAUCAUUUUUUAAAAUACUAAAAUAUACCUGAAAACUUUUCCAGGAAGAAUAAUUAUUCAUAAAGAGCAUUGUAAUGGCAAGUUUUGGGGGAGAAAAGAUAUGCCAAGUCUUGUUUACUACAUUUAAAAUGUUUACAACUAUACUGGGCUGCUUUAUUUAACUAACAAUACUGUAGUUGUGUAAUAUGGCUUUGUGAGUAUGUGUUCUUCAUUAGACUUUUUAAAAGUU